UGUUUACGAAAUUGGCCAUGUUUACACUUUGACUCCACUUGAACUUCGUAUAAUUUAUGUUCACUUAGUUUAUAUAAGAUAAUUAGGACAAGUAAUUCUUAUCGUUUUUUCUAUUUGCUUUACAUAACUUGUUGUGAUAAACUACAAACGUUGCAAGAUAUUCAUGUGAAAUCUAUAUUUCUUUACUUCAAGGGUAAAUACCGAUUUCAGAUAACGAAACCGCUUUAGUCGUACAUAGAAAGCGAAUUAUUAGGUUUAUUACAAAUUAACUGCAUAUUUAAACCCAAAUUAAACCAUGAAAGGUUACUCGCACAGAUUUUUAACCUUACUGCGCGCCACAACAUUAAAUUCUGAUGCAAAAGUACGUCUGGCGAGGCCCAUAUUCUGCAAUGAGUCGAGAUAUUAUAGUGAUGUCGCCAAUGCUGCUAGUAAAACGGAUUUGACCUCGGCGGCGGUAAAAUCGGCGGCACCGCUAAACGAUCUUCUAGGCCGGCGUCACGAUUACCUGCGUGUAUCACUUACGGAAAGGUGUAAUUUAAGAUGUCAAUACUGUAUGCCCGCUGAAGGAGUGCCGCUAACUCCAAAACCAGAUUUAUUAACGAAGGAAGAGCUCUACCGUUUGGUUAAUGUGUUUGCAUCUCUCGGAGUGCACAAGAUACGACUUACAGGGGGUGAACCAACCCUACGAUCUGAUUUGGCUGAAAUUAUUGAGCAGCUAUGCAAUGUCCCGGGCAUUCGCAGCGUGGCAAUGACUACCAAUGGGCUGGUGUUAACACGGCGGUUGCCAGCAUACCAGCGUGCUGGCUUAUCAGCUAUAAAUGUAUCUCUUGACACCCUGAAGCCGGACAGAUAUGAGCAGAUGGCUAGACGACCGGGUCUGAAGAAGGUGCUGGCAGGUAUAGACUUGGCUCUGCAGCUUGGCUACCGGCCAGUCAAAGUUAACACGGUGCUCAUGCGAGGCUUCAAUGAUGAUGAGAUAUGUGAUUUUGUGGAGUUCACACGUGAUAGGGAGGUGGAAGUGAGGUUCAUAGAGUUCAUGCCGUUCUCCGGCAACCGCUGGGACGACAGCCACAUGGUGUCGGAGGCGGCGGCGCUGCGGGCCGUGCGCCGCGCCUUCCCGCGCCUCGCGCCCUCGCUGCCGCGCGCCUGCGACACCGCCACGGUGUGGCAGGUGGAGGGUCACGCUGGCCGCGUGGGGUUCAUAUCCUCGAUGACGCAGCCCUUCUGCUCCUCCUGCAACCGGCUGCGGCUCACAGCUGAUGGUAACCUUAAGGUGUGCCUGUUCGGGGCAGCGGAGGUGUCGCUGCGGGGUGCGGUGCGCGCGGGCGCUGACGACGCGGCGCUGGAGGCGCUGGUGCGCGCCGCGCUCCGCAACAAGAAGCCGCAGCACGCUGGCAUGCAGAAUCUCGCGCGUAUGGAGAACCGUCCAAUGAUACUGAUAGGAGGCUAGUGGGCCCGCGAGCGGCGACGGCGCUGCGCCUCUUAGAU
Molecule: messenger RNA, 1488 nt
Organism: Papilio polytes (common Mormon)
Lineage: Eukaryota; Metazoa; Arthropoda; Insecta; Lepidoptera; Papilionidae
Gene: Mocs1
Product: cyclic pyranopterin monophosphate synthase, mitochondrial
Exons: 10
Coding region: 296-1450 (384 amino acids)
Biological process (GO): Mo-molybdopterin cofactor biosynthetic process
Molecular function (GO): GTP 3',8'-cyclase activity; 4 iron, 4 sulfur cluster binding; metal ion binding
Source: RefSeq, a predicted model, not a curated record